AUGGCAAAAAUUUCAAUUUACUAUUUGCAUUGUUCAUUGCCAAAUAGUUCCAAAGUACUGAAGAUUUUUCAAGAAGAUGUAAUCGAAAAUCCGAAUCGUAUGUUUGCUGUUCCUGAAUUUAAAUAUUUGAUUUCAAAACCGGAAUGCAGUCGCAACGGUUCAGCCCCAUACUUCGUUACUUUGGUCAAUUCAUCGCCAACACAAUACCAAAGACGAGCUGCUUGCCGAGAGACAUGGGCACACUCAGAUCCCCGAACAAAGACUUACUUCAUGAUUGGCAUACCACAAACUAAAUCACUACAACGAAAAAUCGACGAAGAAGAAGCACAGUUCCAUGAUAUCCUUCAAGGCAAUUUCAUUGAUUCGUAUCACAACCUGACGUACAAAUACACAAUGGCAUUGAAAUGGUUCUCGGAGAAUUGCCCUGACGUCAAGUAUUUACUGAAACUGGAUGAUGACGUCUUUGUAAAUGUUCCGGCCAUGUACGAAUUUUUGGUUACCAACAAAAAUGACCAGAAAUUUAUUCUGGGUAUUUAUUACCCACCACAACCGACAGGUCGAAUUGGAAAGUGGAAAAUUUCAUAUGAAGAUGUCAGAGAGAAAUUUAUACCAGAGUAUGCAUCAGGUCAAUCGGUUAUUUAUUCGAGUGAUUUUGUGAAAGAGGCUUAUAAGAGAACAUUUACCACGCCAUACCUUUGGAUUGAUGACAUUUAUAUUGCUGGGUACAUUCGGAUGCAACUAAAUGCCAGAAUUGAACCAAUCUAUCCCCUGAGAUUGAGUGAUGAUGCCUUACAAAUGGUCUUGAAUGGUACCACCAAAACAUUACCGGAACCGAUGUUCAUUGUUAGCGAACAUGAUCGAAAAUAUGAUGAUAUGAUUAAACUCUGGAAAUUCACCGAAGAAUAUAGAAAAGCCCAUCCACAUGGAAUGUAA
Messenger RNA from Sitodiplosis mosellana (orange wheat blossom midge), 933 nucleotides. RefSeq names its product beta-1,3-galactosyltransferase 5-like. Gene Ontology annotation, molecular function: hexosyltransferase activity. Bases 1 to 933 code for a protein of 310 amino acids. Lineage: Eukaryota; Metazoa; Arthropoda; Insecta; Diptera; Cecidomyiidae. Gene Ontology annotation, cellular component: membrane. The record is from RefSeq and is a predicted model, not a curated record. The transcript has 2 exons.